This is a messenger RNA of Desarmillaria tabescens, 1422 nucleotides long. RefSeq lists its product as uncharacterized. Gene Ontology annotation, biological process: regulation of DNA-templated transcription. The transcript has 7 exons. The record is from RefSeq and is a predicted model, not a curated record. Gene Ontology annotation, molecular function: DNA-binding transcription factor activity, RNA polymerase II-specific; zinc ion binding. Lineage: Eukaryota; Fungi; Basidiomycota; Agaricomycetes; Agaricales; Physalacriaceae. Bases 1 to 1422 code for a protein of 473 amino acids.
AUGUCAACUCCUUUUUAUAAUUCUCUCUUUCUCCUUGCUUAUCUCAUAGAAAACCCUCCCAAUAGUUCAGGGAGUGCACCAUUGACCAAUGACUGGGCUAGUGAGGCCUUCACUCAUUGGUCACACUUGGAUACCACGUGGCAAGAGAAUGAAGCGGGGUUCUUGUCUGAGGAGGAGUGGGCACUGUUAGAGGAUAGCUUGUGGUGUGUCCUGAUGGACGUUGAUAUGGAGGAAGUCAAAAAUUCGAUUGAAGACUUCAAUUCUCUGGCGGCUGAAACGACGGAGCAUGGGGUUCAGGUCGACUUGAUUACAAUGCCAGGUUCUCCACCAGCUAGUGAUGAUGAAAGAUCGCGUACUCCUCAUCCUGCAGAUUAUCUUUCUCAAGAGCCUGGCCUCCUUUGUUCAGUUCUUGAAGCCUCCAACUCUCCUCCCCUGCAGGACUACGUCUUGGAGGGUAUCGCACCAUCCCUUUCCACUGAGUCUAUUGUAGAAGAUACCCCCACUCGUUCUCUUCAUCCUCAUGUGCAAGGUCAUGCAGUUAUGGCUUUGGAGGUGUCAGGUUCGACUGAUGCAAUUAUUUCAUGUGCUUAUGGUCUGGGCACCAGCACUGUUCGUUACGUUGAUUGGCGCUUACUUGCUGCAGAAGGAAUUCCUGAGGAAGAAGUCGUUAUUCCUGCAAAGCAUCGCCGUGUUGAGGAUUCGCCUCCCCAGUUGACUGCUGAAGAAAAAGGGAAAGGUCAUGCCAUGGCUAGUUCGUCUACUCCUGGCCUUCGCAGAGGUUGUCCCCAUAAUAUUCACGAAGAGUCUGCCUCCGUGACUCACAAACAUGGAGGUUUAGGUGAACCUAUCCCCAAGAAUGCACGUGAAAUCCAAAGUCCGGAUCUUCGUCCCAUUGACUUGAUCAUUCCUGAUCAAGAUUUUGGUGAUUACCUCGGUUGCCAAGGCACAUAUUUUAGAUGCGAUAUUGCCCACAAGUUCGGGCACUUUAUGAGUACGCCUUGUGAUGCCUGCAAGAAGGCCAAGGCCCAGUGCUGCAGUGUUCAGUCUGCCUCUACCAAGUGUGCGCGAUGUGCUAUUCACAAGCAUGAUUGCUUGGUAGAUGUUAACCAUGAAGUUAACAUUCUGGAAUGGGUCUUUGUCCCUCAACCUUCUAUCGUUACUGAAAUCUGUGAAUUUCUUCGUCGCAUCCAUCAAGAGGCUUGCAGAAUCAAUGCUUCUGACAGGCCUAUUCCCUCUUUGCAUCGGGCGGCCCAUCUUGACAAUGCCAAUUUAGUUUCUGAAUUAUUUGAGAAAGCCAUUGUCCAAAACGAGUCUCUAAUUGAUGACGAGGCUAUUGAAUCAAACGGUGAAGGUGAAGAAGGCGAUGACAAGGCCAAGGAGUCUAAUGGUGAGGGGGAGGACUUGGAUGAACUCGAAGAUUAA